GAAGAAUGAUAAGGCAGGAGACAGAGAUGAAAAGUUCUCAAAUUUUCAAAGCAAAGAUUACAUAACAAACCCGUUCUUACUCCCUGUUUUAUUUUUAAUUCGUUGAUUUGUUUUUUCCCGAGAAAAUUCUCUCUCCUCUGUCUCUCUCCCUGGUUUGAAUUCUUCUUCUACUCACAAACGCGCACUUGUGUCUUCUUUCUUAUUUAUUGCACUUGUCAUAUCGUAUACACGCUCUCACCCACCAAAAUUUUCAUCAUUAACCCUUCCUCUCUGUUUCUGUAAUGGCCCUUUGAUAAAAAAACAUCAUCAUUUCAGGGCUUCUGGGGGGGGUUGGUCGGACAAGCAUGGCAUCUAGUCAUCCAUUCUUUGAUGAUAUUCGAAGCAAAUCUAGCGUCGAUCCUCCUCAAACGGAAGAGCCAACUGAAAUUGGUGAACUUGUGAAUGAGCCUCUGCAGACUGCUCUUAAACCUCAUGGAACUGUUACAAGCAGUGUUCGCGAGCUGUUAGAGUGCCCUGUGUGUUUAAAUGCUAUGUACCCUCCAAUCCACCAGUGUUCAAAUGGUCACACUUUAUGCUCUGGUUGCAAACCUAGAGUCCAUGAUCGGUGUCCUACAUGUAGGCAUGAGCUUGGCAAUAUCAGAUGUUUGGCACUGGAAAAGGUGGCUGCAUCAUUAGAACUUCCCUGUAAAUAUCAAGGUUUUGGGUGCAUUGGCAUAUACCCAUAUUACAGCAAGCUAAAGCAUGAAUCUCAAUGUGCCUUUAGACCUUAUAAUUGUCCAUAUGCUGGUUCUGAAUGUUCAGUUAUGGGUGAUAUACCUUAUCUUGUGACCCAUCUGAAAGAUGAUCAUAAAGUGGACAUGCACAAUGGUUGUACUUUUAAUCACCGCUAUGUCAAAACAAAUCCACAAGAAGUUGAAAACGCCACGUGGAUGUUAACGGUUUUCAGUUGCUUUGGUCAGUAUUUCUGUCUACACUUUGAAGCUUUUCAGCUAGGAAUGGCUCCUGUGUACAUAGCUUUUUUGCGGUUCAUGGGGGAUGACAACGAGGCGAAGAAUUACACGUACAGUCUGGAGGUGGGUGGAAAUGGGAGGAAGAUGAUUUGGCAAGGGGUGCCCAGAAGCAUAAGGGAUAGCCACCGCAAGGUUCGUGACAGUUUUGAUGGUCUCAUCAUUCAGAGGAGCAUGGCUCUAUUCUUUUCUGGGGGUGACAAGAAGGAACUGAAACUACGAGUCACUGGGAGAAUUUGGAAAGAACAGUGAUCGGUGAUGAUCCUUUUGUAUUAACUACACUAGUUUGUAGUGUAUCUAUUUCUUAAUUCUUUUGUAGUGGUAUGAAUCAUCUGUUCAUGUAUUGUGUUUUGUAAUUUAGGUGGCAACAUCUCUUUGCUUAGCUCUAGAUCAAAUACAUGAGCAAGCAGGCUCAUUAUGAUAUAUUUUAAUAUAGAUGUACAAUCUUAGCUUGCUCCAA
Molecule: messenger RNA, 1467 nt
Organism: Vigna unguiculata (cowpea)
Lineage: Eukaryota; Viridiplantae; Streptophyta; Magnoliopsida; Fabales; Fabaceae
Product: E3 ubiquitin-protein ligase DIS1-like
Biological process (GO): multicellular organism development; ubiquitin-dependent protein catabolic process
Cellular component (GO): cytoplasm
Molecular function (GO): protein binding; zinc ion binding; ubiquitin protein ligase activity
Source: RefSeq, a predicted model, not a curated record